AUGAGUGCUGAAAAUGUUGUUACCAUUUCAAAACAAAAUUUAUUUUAUUUGUUUUUACUGGAGCAUUUGCGUAAAUUUGUUUUUGACAUCAACAUGCAACGUGACAUAAUUUCAAUGGCUGCAGAAUUAAAGGCAACAUUGGAUAAGUACUUCAAAAACUUAGAAGGUAACGACGUUCAAUCACAAGCAAUUAUACUCGACCCACGUUUUAAAAAGUAUGGAUUUUCCAGUGAUCACAAAUUUGAAACGUGUAAAGUAGGCUUGGCAAGAAAAUUACAGGACAUAAAUGUUCAAAUGCCAAACGAACCUGUCGAAGAACGUCCAACUACUUCUAUUGUACAAAGUUCGACAAGUAUUUGGAAACAGUUUGAUGAACAAGUCAGCUCGGUUCUUGGUCAAAAUAAUCCAUUUGUGGCAUGCAUUGUAGAGUUGGACAAAUACUUGAGUGAAAAUCUCUUAAAUCGUCAACAGGAUCCUUUGAAGUGGUGGUCUGAAAGAAAGCUUUUAUACCCCAGACUAUAUGAAAUGGUUAAAAGACGACUUGGUGUACCAGCAACAUCUGUUCCCAGUGAGCGAGUUUUUUCAAAAGCUGGUAUGGUUCUUAAUAGCAAAAGAACCAGACUUACAACUGAAAAAGUAGAAAAAAUUAUAUUUAUACAGUCAAACAUGUAA
This is a messenger RNA of Acyrthosiphon pisum (pea aphid), 672 nucleotides long. Its product is annotated as zinc finger BED domain-containing protein 1-like. The transcript has a single exon. The record is from RefSeq and is a predicted model, not a curated record. NCBI's taxonomy places the organism in Eukaryota, Metazoa, Arthropoda, Insecta, Hemiptera, Aphididae. Gene Ontology annotation, molecular function: protein dimerization activity. The coding region runs from base 1 to 672 and encodes 223 amino acids.